CUCAGACAGACGGAGCGAGUGCGCUGCAGCGAUACACCUUUUGGUUUGAACUUCGUGUGGACACUCUGCUGCGUUACAAGAAGUUUUGGUUCUUUGCAUAGCUUACAGAAAGACAGGCAGACGAAGUGGAUUGAGUUGAAGCUGCUCGCGUGCAUUCCCGCGGACUUUGGAUUACUAAGAGUUUUAGGCCUGACGUCACCAUGCUGCCUUACUUCCUGCUCUUCUUCCUUUCAUCUGGUCUGGCGAUAUCUUCUGACUGCCCGACAGACUGUUCCUGCCACGGUCAUGGCUCGAUAUUCUGUAUUCAACGACGGUCCAGCACUGUCCCUCGUGUCUCCACCAACACCCAAAAUCUCUACAUCUUCCAGAAUGGCAUCAACACAUUGUCCCAGGAUGAUUUCAAGGGCCUCGGGGAGUUGGAGAUGUUAGAUCUGAGCCAGAAUGAGCUGGCAGAGAUUCCAGACAGUGUGUUUGAGAUGCUGUCCAAGCUGAAGAACUUGGACUUGUCUUCUAACCACAUUACGCACAUUUCCAAAGACAGUUUUUCUGGGUUGGUCCAACUGGAGAGGCUUUAUCUCCAUGCAAACCGCAUUCAGAGCAUCCACUUGGAAGCUUUUGAAGGUUUAGAGAUGUUACUGGAACUCAAGCUUCAAGGGAACCAGCUCACCUCUUUGCCAUCCCUUCAUUUUCCCAGGCUUCUGCUUCUAGAUCUCAGCUCCAACAACAUCCCAAGCCUGGGAUCUUCAGACCUCCAGACUCCCCAUUUGGAGGCCCUUAAGGUGGCAUCUCUGGGGCUUACCUCUUUGGAUGAGGCUCUCAUAGCCUCCUUGGGAAACCUCCAUGAGCUUGACAUCUCCACAAACAAGUUAACUGAGGUGCCCCAGGCCCUAAAGCAGGACUCCCUCAAAGGGCUAAUCAAGCUCAGCCUGGCUGCCAACUCAUUGGGCGAGCUCAGGGUAGAGGACUUCAAGAAACUCACUGGACUUCAAGAACUGGAUCUCAGUGGACUUAAUCUCCAGGGAUUUCCCCAGAGUUUCUUCAGUACCUUCCCUAGGUUGAUGCACCUGACAGCAGCUGAGAACCCAUUUAACUGCUUGUGUCCAUUAGCCUGGUUCCCUGUCUGGCUUAUAGAGAAGGGAGUGACACUUGGGAGGCCUGAGGAAACCAGAUGUCACUUCCCUCUAGUUAAUGCUGGGAAGAAGCUUUCAGCACUGGAGCAGAAAGAUUUUGGCUGUCCACCUACCACAACAGUGCUGAUUGGCUCCCCCAUUGGAAGUACUCCUGUUCCCCAGCUGCCCACCACAUCUCCAGAAACCACCCAUACAAAUGCUAUUCCUCCUCCUCCUCCACCCAGUGAGGAAACCAUCUUCUCAAAAACAGAAAGCUACCCCCUUCCAGGAGAACCUCCAGUAUCCCCUAGCUCCACCAGUGGGGAAUAUGAGCCGCACAUCUGCCCAGCAAACAUCUGCCUAAAUGGAGGCACUUGUAAUUUUAACCCAUUUGGUCAACUCAGCUGUCUGUGUCCCUCAGGAACCUCUGGCCUCUACUGUGAAAAUGUGGAUGAGGUUCCUGAGCCACCAAAACCUUCAGCAACAGAAGUUUUGAUAGUUGCCCCUGAGAUGCCCGUUGAACUUGAUGCUAUCAGCUCACGGCAGGUGACCUCCACAUCUAUCCUUCUUGACCUGCAUCGCUUUAUCGAGACACGGCCACAUAUACGUGGUAUCAGGUUGACCUACCGUAACCUCUCAGGGCCUGACCGGCGCCCCAUUAUCCUGAGUGUACCGGCAUCCUACCCUGAGUACACGUUGCGUGGUUUGAGACCCAACUGUACCUACUCAGUCUGUGCCAGUCCCCUGGGUGAGAGAAUCAACUCUAGGGCCAACAGCUCUGUGGAAACAGGGUCAUGUACAGAGGCUCGCACUGAAGGGGUUCCACAGACAUCCUUAGAGCCCAGGGUGGAGACAAAGAGCCCGCUGACAUACACUCUCAUCCCUGCUCUGGCUGCCCUGGCACUGUUGCUGGGGUUGGCUGUGGUGACUGUGGCAAUCAUCUGUGUGAGGAAGAGGAGGCAGGCCAAGGCAGGAAUGGAGCUGGAGCUGGGCCCGGCUGACCCUGAUCCAAUGGAACUGGAGGGGAUAAAGGCCUGCCUAGAGAAUGGGGGAAAUGGUACACUACCCCACAAACUGCCUGAGAUUGACCGCUGUCACACUCCUCAGCCGCCUCCAUCCUUGCAACAAAAUGGGGGUUUGGACUAUGAGGUACCCUUGAUGCAAGGACACUGCCCAUCAAAUAAUAAUUUAGCAACUCUAAAGCCAUCAUAUUUCUAAGAUGCAAUAAAAUACAAACAUUUGGAAAGAUUUUGGAGAGACUGGGCUUGCCCAUCUGACGUCCUGCUAUGUCUCACUUAACGAUUAAAAAUCUAAUUUUCAUUCCAAUUUUAGAUAUCCACAAUUUAAAAAGUGGCACUUACUAUCAUUUGUUAUUAAAAUGAUAAGAUUACAUCAUGUUGGAAAUGUGGUUAACCACAGUGGGACAAUGAUCACAAUGUGGUUUGAAGUCAUCUUGCAGAGAUUGAUAAUGGUUAAACCUAACCAAGUGAUUGAGAAGUGCAAUUGACUAUAAGGGUCUUAGUAGCGGACUGAAAACGGAAGUGCCUUUUUGCAUUGACACAACUGUAACCUAUGGCUCUUUUUUAAAAUUUCUUUGUUUAUGUGAAAUAAACUAUGUGAAUGAGCUGUAAUCCUGUUGCUGGAUUUGGGAGAUACAAUAUGGAGAAAAGUACCCCUGUAUUUGGGCUACAGAACUGGAGGAAGAGACAGUGGUUAAAAUGAAAACAGUGAUGUAGAUGUGUGAUGCCUGGACCACACGUCCUGGUAGAAAAUGGGUUUUUGACGUACUCCAUCUACUCCAUGGAGAUUAUAGAAAGGAACUUGCACUGAAAAGAAAUAUUUCUUUUCCUUUCCAGUGUCCCAGUCACUGCCACAAGACUGAUUGUCGCAUAAGGAAAUGCAAUAACAUAAAAACUUUCACAAAAAACGCUCUGCAAAGCUAACAAUAGGUUGAUGAUCAUAAAAUCUGUCUAAACAACUCUCCACACAUCCCAAAGCUUUUUGGCUCCGUGGGAGAUAAAUUUGCUGUGAAAGAUAAAUGGACUGAAUAAAGAGCCAUUAAGGAUGGACUUUGCCUGCAUUGUUCCGUGCCGUGACGGGAAGGCUGUUUUGUAUCUGUCUUAUAUCAUGAUAUUCUGUUUUUGUCAUUUGUUUUGUAUUUUUAUCAUGUUUUUUUCUGUUAAUGUCCAUUCAGUAUUGCGAUUGUUGUGAGAUGACACAUUAUUAUUUGUUCUCCUUUGGAAUCACCUGCUUCAAUCAUCAUGGACUCUAUAAGUUUCUAAUCGCAUUUUAGGUUACAUGAAGCUAAAACUUGCAGCGCUAGCUACUUGUUAGGCAAAGGUUCACUAAAAUAUGUCUGAGGAACUCACCAAGUGAAUGUAACUGUCAAGUGUCAGACACUUUAUUCUCUGUGCCAGGUCUGCCAAUGCUGCAGGAGGAUAAGCCACAUACAGUUUUAGACGGCUAAAGCUCCAAAAACUGUUUUCAGAGGCCAUUUGCCAUAGAUCCCACCAGGGCCUGACUGGGACAAAAAAUCGGCUUUGGCAUUUUUGGCCCAGGCAGCCCACCAAAAUUGGUCAGACACCCCUCACCAAUACACCAUCCUUACAUUUAAGGGCUCAGAUUAGGGGUGUGACGAAACACUGAUGUAACACUGAGAUGUAACAUUGCACAAGAUUGGGGCCAUGACAACAAGACAAAAAUAUAUUUUAAUAGGCCUACUAUUUAGAAAAAAAACUUAUUGAUGAAAUAGUUGAUAGGAGGGUCUGUGGGUCCGCCCCCAGAAGAUUUUGAGAAUUAAACACUCAAUUUCCUGCAUUCUGGGGACAUUUCCUGCCCCAGGGAAGCACAAAAUUCAGGUGGCAGGUGACUAUAUAAAAAUAUAAUAGAAUAUAAUGCAGUGGGCCUAAUCUGUAGUUUAUUAUAAUUUGUAGCUUAAGUAAUUUUUUUGGGACAACACAGUUUUCUUCUAUAUUUACAUUGCAUUGUAGGCUUCUUGUGCAAAUAAACCUUUCUCAUAGCAUUUUUAGUUACACCAGCCCCAAAGGUGCGUCGGCCCACCGGGCAUUUGCCUAUUUUGCUGUGAGUGUCAGUGAAUUUCAGGCACUAGUUUGCUCUUUCACUGUUAACUGUAUCGUUUCUGAGAUAUGGUCUAGACCAGCGGUCGGCAAAUAAGUCUGGCAUCAGGCCAAAUUUUUUCAAGAUGUUACAUGGCGGGCCAGAACAAAGUCAAAUUAUUUCAAAUCUUUGAAUCCUUGCGUGCAAAUUUAGCUCAGUCGGUACUGUGCGGGACUCCUGUUUGGAAGGUUUUAAGAUCAAUUCCAACUAACUGUAUUUUUUUUUCUCCUUGUGAGUAUAAGGACACUUUUGCACAUGCUCAUAAUAAAGCAUGUGCUGCAGUGUGUGUGCGUCCCAGCGUCUGAUCUGCAUUCAUAAACCUAUAGACACUUAUUUUCAUUUCCCUGAGGAGAUUCAGGGGAAUCCAAUCACACGUUUAGUGACGGCUUUUUCAGAGGUGUGUCAUGCAAGCCUGAGUCUCUUUUGAAUGUUGUUCAGAACUCUUCAAAGUAAAAGCUCUCAAUAAACUUGUCAUAUAGCAUUGCUGCACAAAAAGUUCUUGCGCUUUUAUUUUGUAGGCACAAUCACUUAAGAGAAAGACAGUGUGUGAGUAACUGAGAUCUGUUUCAGCACCAGCCGCUAUCAAUUUAUGUAGUUUUUAUUUUUCUGCUAUCAAAGCCGGCCAGAUAUUAUUGCUGGCAGACCGGUUCUGGCCUGCAGGCCGCCUAUUGCCGACCCCUGGUCUAGACAGUGUCGCCCUGUAGCUUUUUGUUCUCUCACAUCCUCUCACUGGCUCUCGGUGACUCUAAUUUAACCAUCCAGUUUGUUUUGGUCAACAACGAUUAUUGCCUGGUGUGUUUGGAGACUGUUUUGCCUGUUUACAGCCAACCAGACUGUGAAAUGUUCAGGCUAAAUGUACCGUUCUCUUUUUCUUGUCUGAGGCUGGGAAUGUCACAAGCUUUUAGCGUUACUAUAUAUGCAUAUAUACAUAUUACUUUCAUGACAUCUUAAAUCACAGUAUAAAAGGUUUACAAAUAUGUGCCUUAGCAACACUGGUACAGCGCCUUAUUGACAUUGUAGCUGAUGUGUAUUUCAAGAACAAAAGGGCCUUUCUUUUGCCUCACAAGUCAUUGCAUUAUAUCACAUUACAAACUAAAAAUGAAGAUACAUGACAUGUAAUGUUAUCAACAUUGUCAGGUUUAAAAAAGACCUUCCUCAAUUCUUGGUUAUCUUACACCCAAAACCUUGGUUGACUGGGUAUGUGUGUGUGCGUGUGUGUGUAUCUGUUUUUUUGCCUCCACUGGAACAGUACAUUGUCUGCUUUAUUAUUGAGUCCAUGCACUAUACUCCAGAACUGUCCAAAAUCAACUUACCAUUCUUUGGCUUCACUACUUUCUUCAUUCUGUCAAUAUUCCAGUAUAAACAUAGACACAGAUGCUCAUUUAUCUACUCUCCCUCAAUAUAUCAACUGGAAGACUCUGUUUUGCUUUGGACGGUGAGAGGGACAGGAAAUGUUUGAAAUAUUUCCAACGUGCUUGUUACAGAACCUUCCCUGUUUAUUUAGGGAAACUUAUCUUUUUCUUAUUGUUUUAUGUUUGUCAGUUAUGUCUGCUACGUUUUUGUGUAUGUGUUUGCCAGAAAAGCAAUGCUGAGAAAAAGAACAGUAUUAAAAGACUUAAAACUUAAAA
This is a messenger RNA of Micropterus dolomieu (smallmouth bass), 5854 nucleotides long. Its product is annotated as vasorin-like. The record is from RefSeq and is a predicted model, not a curated record. Bases 201 to 2327 code for a protein of 708 amino acids. Lineage: Eukaryota; Metazoa; Chordata; Actinopteri; Centrarchiformes; Centrarchidae. Gene Ontology annotation, cellular component: extracellular matrix; plasma membrane. Gene Ontology annotation, biological process: negative regulation of transforming growth factor beta receptor signaling pathway. The transcript has 2 exons. Gene Ontology annotation, molecular function: transforming growth factor beta binding.